AUGUUUUGUGGUCGAUUGUCUCUCUUUGCUUUGACUUCUCUCAUUCUAUUUCCUCCGUAUAUCUUAUCGUCUCCGCAAUCGUUUUGGCCCGCCGCCCUUCCUGUGGCUGUACGAUCACCGUACCUCAGCGCGUGGCAAUAUACCAACGCUGGUGCUGCCGUGCUCAGCACAUAUCCUCAAACUUGGCCCACCGGUACCAAUAAUCUUGGAUGGGUAGGUCACAUCAGAGUAGAUGGCACGACGUAUCGAUGGCUCGGGGCUGCUACAUACGCUUCCACAACCGCCAACCUUACGAGCUUUGAGGUUACACCCACACGCACUAUUUUCAACGUCCAGGCAGGUCCGAUGGAUGUCACGGUCACCUUCCUGUCACCAAUUGAGCCCUCGGAUUGGGUCCGACAAUCAAUACCGUUCUCUUACGUUGCCGUCAAUGCGAGUUCAAAUGAUGGCAAAGCCCAUGUAACACAAUUUUAUUCUGAUAUUACUGCAGAAUGGGCCUCUGGAAAUCGAAGUGAAGUCAUCACGUGGAGUACGACAGAGACAGACGAAGUCAUAUUUCAUCAAAUCCAGGUUGAGACCCCAACUCCAUACACGGAAGUCAAUGGACAGACUGAUGAUGGUGUAGUAUAUUUUUCAACGAAUCAGGGCCCUGAAGUCAGCUAUCAAUCGGGCGGAUGGAUGUCGCUACGCGACGAGUUUGAGGAGAACGGUAGCCUGAACAUGUCCCGGGAUCCUGACUUUCGACCGAUAUCAGACAACUGGCCAACAUUUGCCUUGGCUAUCGACCUUGGCGAUAUUCAGGAGACCGCGUCACCCGUGGUGUUUGCGAUUGGAUACGUUCGAGAUCCUUCAAUAAAAUACACCACAGCGACGGGCGUGACACAGCUCAGAAGUUUAUACUUCCGGACACAGUAUUCCGAUGUUGUUGAUCUCAUCGUGGAUUUCCUAUCCGAUUUUGGCGAUGCGCUGACGAGAUCCGGCAGUUUCGAUAAUCAGCUAUCGCAGGAUGCGUCUUCCAUUUCAACAAAAUAUAGUCAAAUCAUAUCUUUGGCGACCCGUCAAGUCUUCGGGGCUAUUGAUAUUGCUGUUGCUGUUGGCAACGGGACGGACGGGAGCUGGAAUAUGUCAGAUGUGAUGAUAUUCAUGAGGAAUAUGGGAAUCGACCAGCGGGUGAAUCCUGUAGAAAUUUUGUAUGCGUCAUUUCCGGCAUUUCUGUAUUUAAACGCAUCGUUUGGAAAGCCUCUACUAGCCCCGCUUCUCGAGUAUCAAAACUCGCCGAGAACUGCGCUACCGUAUGCAGUAUCAGAUCUUGGAACGUCUUAUCCCAUUGCAUCUGGUGAACAAGCCAGUGUAACGGAAAGCUCACAAGGCGUCGAGCAAAGCGGAAAUAUGUUGAUUAUGACUCUCGCACAUGCACGACUCACAGGAGAUGGGUACUUGAUCAGUCAGCAUUACGACCUCUUGAAAAACUGGGCAAACUACCUCAUAAAAUAUUUUCAGGCCCCGACCAGCCAGGUUGAUGCAGACGAUCAGCGCAUGGCAAAUAUGACGAACUUAGCCAUCAAGGGGAUCAUUGGAAUUCAAGCGAUGGCUGAAAUGAGUAAAGCAAUUGGAAACAUGAGCGACUAUUCUCUCCUUGCAUCAGCUGCUGCAACAUUCGUCAAGUCAUGGCAGUCUGGUGUCGUUUCCUCUGGCUCCAACACUCAACACCUGCUAUUUGACUUCGGAGACGAGGAUUCGUGGGCGUUGAUGUAUAAUCUAUAUGCUGAUCGCCUGCUCCAGACAAAUCUCGUAAGCGCUUCGACUCAGUACUACCAAACGCUUCUGUCAUCGGCGGAUGGUAGUAUAAGCUUAGAGUAUGAUAGUGAUGCAAAUGGCGAGGCUAAUGAUGCUUGGAUAUCGUUUACUGCUGCGACUGCCUCAAACCCAACAGUGCGCAAUGGUCUUUUGUCGUUGGUCUGGGCGCACGCUUCAUCCAAUUCGUCUCCCGGAAUAUUCCCAGCGAUGUACGCAGCAAGCACUGGAAAUGCGACACAAGGCUUUGCGAGCCCUGCUCAAGGCGGAGCAUUUGCACCAUUGGCCCUAGAACUCUCUAAUCAGACCAUCAAGUUCCCUUCAUCCACGUCAUCUUCAACAUCAUCUGCGAGUUCCACCGGAUUUUCUUCUGAGCAGGAAAGCACGUCGAAGGUGCCUGUGGGGGCUAUUGUUGGCGGAGUUGUAGGUGGGGUUGCAGCUUUCGCCGCCGUUAUCGUCGUGACAUUCUUCGUCUGGAGACGUCGGCAUCAGACACACAAGUCCCCACCCGAUGGUGUCGUUGCUUACGUCUCGAAUUGUGGUGAACAAAGUACUCAGCCCACGCAAAAUUUCGCUUCUUUUAUGCCACAAAAAUCGCGCAGACAUCUCCAGGCUCCAGUGUCUGUUGCAACCCCCUCCGAUCUAACAAUACCCAGCGUCAGUCGGGACCCAUCUUCAACUAUCAACCAAGAGAACCAAGAGUCUGUCUUUUCGGCCCCGGCCGAGAUAAACAGAACACCUUCGUCUCCUCCCGAAUUCACUAGGUUGCGCCAGGAGAUGCAUUCCGAGAUGCAGAAUUUGCGGAGGGUUAUGGAGCAGAUAGCGGCGCCGCCAGAAUACACUGAAUAG
This is a messenger RNA of Fibroporia radiculosa, 2643 nucleotides long. RefSeq lists its product as uncharacterized. The coding region runs from base 1 to 2643 and encodes 880 amino acids. The transcript is spliced from 18 exons. The record is from RefSeq and is a predicted model, not a curated record. NCBI's taxonomy places the organism in Eukaryota, Fungi, Basidiomycota, Agaricomycetes, Polyporales, Fibroporiaceae.